UUUAUGUAGGAAAAUUUUCACAGGACUUUAACAACGGCGGAGUAGAAAGCUUUAGGUCACCAAACCAAAUACAAGUACACUCAAGUGCCAUUGCUAUGGGCAUCGUACAAUACCUCCAAGUCAUGCUGUUUGUAUUCAAUUUGACACUCUCCUCUGUGGCAAAGAAAGCGGUAAAUUGUCAAAACUUCAAGUUUGCUAUCGAUGAAGAUGUCGUCCAUAAUCACAUUCUUAAGGGUCACGUGUUUCAAAGAUUAACAGUGCCCAAUGCCAUCCAGUGUCACUUGAAGUGCAAAGAUGACUGCCUGUGUGUAUCUAUGAACUAUUUCCCUCGCUCCAAAGAAAAUAACUGCGAACUUAACGUUGCUAAUAAAGACAUGGAGCCAGCGGCGAUGAAAUGGAUGCAAGGAGGAAAUUAUUACGAUUUGGUGAGGAGCUACACGGUGAAGGGUGGAGACAGAUACGCACCCGAGAAGCAUCAUUGCAUCAACAGAUGCUGCCGCACCAAUCCUUGUCUCAAUGGAGGGGUAUGUCAGGAGAUUUGUGACACUCACAGCACCAGGUUUAACUGUACCUGUCCUAACACAUACUCUGGUCAGCGGUGUGAGAAGAAGAUGAAACAUCCGAGAAGCUGCAAAGACAUAGCUGAGAACGGUGCCUCGACAUCAGGAAAAUACGACAUCUCAAAUUCAGACAAUGAACGGUUUUCUGUUUACUGUGACUUGCAGUCUGAACCUGGCUUUGUAUGGACGUUAAUACAAUCGUUUUCCUUUUCCAAGAGAAAUACCUUCAAUUAUGCAGGGUUUGGCAAAAACCUUGAGAUUGAUAUUGAAGAGGGGGAAGUAAAUUGGAACGAGUUCCGACUAUCCUUAUCACAGAUGCAGUAUCUUGCUAAUCACUCUACAUAUCUGAGAGCAACUUGUAACUUUUCUACGGAUGGCCUGCAGUAUACGGACUACGCACGCGCUAAGUUGGCAGGUCAUGACAUUUUUGGUACCUGGAACACCUGCCAGAUGUACGAAUAUGUCAAUAUCCGAGGAAUUUAUUGUUCUAAUUGCACCGCUUUCACAAAACAGAAGGAAGAUGUGUCCUGGCACAUAAGAAGUUACAAUAGCAUAAAAAAUGGAUGUGAAUUUAAUGGAACACCAGGUGGAGUCUCCGAUGAAAACAAUUUCGGAAAAUUUGACAAAAAUUUCUCAAAUCCGGAUCACCGCUGCUCGUUUUCUCCUGCUUCUACAACGCAGCAUUGGUUUGGAGCUAAAUGUGACGAAGCAAAGCAAAAAUUGGAAAAGUCAGAGGAGGCAUCCUGGCACAUAAGGGUUUGUGAUAGCAUUGAGAGGGGAUGUGAAUUUGAUGGAGGAGCAGGAGGACUCAUCGACAAGGAAGACAAUUUCGGGGAGUAUGGCUGCAACGAUAGCAAUCAGGAUCACCGCUGCUCGUCUUCGCCUGCUUCCACAACCCAGCACAGAUUCAAAGUCAGUGAGCUUGCUGUUGGAGAAAGAAACAUACUGCUGAGCGAGAAAUUUAAAACAAAGAUGAAAGAAGAAGAGAAGGCAAGUGGAAUUGAAUGUCAUUUGAGUAGGUUGGAAAAGGCUCUGGAAGAAAUAGCCGCAGCCGCAGCUGAAGAAACCGUAGAAAACGAUAAGAAGAAAACUGACAACGCAAAAGCAGCGGAAAUGAGAAACAGAGGCUGUAGAAAACCUGAGCGGAACACAGGAAAGGCAGCGGAAUGA
Pocillopora verrucosa is the source of this 1730-nucleotide messenger RNA. NCBI's taxonomy places the organism in Eukaryota, Metazoa, Cnidaria, Anthozoa, Scleractinia, Pocilloporidae. The record is from RefSeq and is a predicted model, not a curated record.